Molecule: messenger RNA, 3581 nt
Organism: Carassius gibelio (silver crucian carp)
Lineage: Eukaryota; Metazoa; Chordata; Actinopteri; Cypriniformes; Cyprinidae
Product: dnaJ homolog subfamily B member 5-like
Exons: 4
Coding region: 364-1449 (361 amino acids)
Biological process (GO): negative regulation of transcription by RNA polymerase II
Cellular component (GO): cytosol
Molecular function (GO): protein-folding chaperone binding
Source: RefSeq, a predicted model, not a curated record
CUUCAGGUCUUGAUUUCAUCUCUGCUUGCGUCUAAUUUUAGAAUGUUUAAUUGCACCCUGGUGCAGGCGCGGAUAAUAAUAAUCAUAAAAAAAAUACAAAUCUAUUUUUAUGCGAAAUAUACAUAAAGAGGUCAGGCUUGUCUAACUGACGUCAGUCAGAUAUCACUCAGUCAGUCGUCCGUUAUUUUUCAUUGGUGGUCACCAUGACAUCAUUAAAUACCGGAGAGGGAUACCGGUAGACCGAUGAGAUUUUGAGGAUUUCCUGUCUGAUCCGGCUAACCGGCAUCCCGGCAUUAUUGUCCUGCAGAUAUUGUAACUGAGAGUUUGGUGCUUCUGGAAGGACUCUAUCUGUAAAUCAAAGCCAUGGGGAAGGAUUACUAUAAAAUCCUUGGCAUACCUUCAGGCUCUAAUGAGGAUGAAAUCAAAAAGGCCUACAGGAGGAUGGCUCUAAAGUUUCAUCCAGACAAAAACAAGGAUCCCAAUGCUGAAGAGAAGUUUAAGGAGAUAGCAGAGGCUUAUGAGGUACUGAGUGACCCAAAGAAGAGAGUCAUCUAUGACCAGUACGGUGAGGAUGGCUUGAAAACAGGUGGCACAGGCUCAUCUAGUGGACAAGGGACUACAUAUCACUACACCUUCCAUGGGGAUCCACAUGCCACCUUUGCUUCUUUCUUUGGAGGCUCCAACCCCUUCGAUAUAUUCUUCGGUUCUGGACGCCAACGGGGAACCACCAAUGGCGCUAGUGACCAUGUUGGCGAUCAUGACAUGGACAUUGACAUGGAUGGAGAUGAUGAUCCUUUCAGUUCCUUCAGCCACUUUGGCUUCAAUGGUAUCAAUGGUUUUCACCACGGUGGAGGUCGAAGACAUCGUAACGAGCCCCUUCACAGCAGCCGAAGGAAAGUACAGGACCCUCCGAUGGUACAUGAGCUUAAAGUGUCUCUAGAGGAGAUCUUUCAUGGAUGUACCAAGCGGAUGCGAAUCACUCGGCGACGGCUAAACCCAGAUGGAAGGACAAUGAGGACAGAGGACAAGAUCCUUAACAUUGUUAUCAAGAGAGGCUGGAAGGAAGGGACCAAGAUCACCUUCCCCAAAGAGGGUGAUGAGACACCUGAGAACGUUCCUGCUGAUAUUGCAUUUGUACUAAAAGACAAAGGGCACCCGCGCUUCAAGAGGGAUGGAUCUAACAUCAUUUACACAGCCAAGAUCGGUCUUAAGGAGGCAUUGUGUGGCUGUACAGUGACCAUUCCCACCAUUGACAACCGAGCAAUCACAUUGCCCUGCAACGAUAUCAUCAAACCAGGCACAAUCAAGAGACUACGUGGAGAAGGCCUACCUUUCCCAAAAAAUCCAUCUCAACGCGGAGAUUUGAUAGUGCAGUUCCAGGUGCGCUUCCCGGACAGAAUCCCAGCCCAGUCCAGAGAGAUCAUCAAACAGCACCUGCCACAGUCUUAGAGGACGCUCACUGGAUACACUGUAGGGUUACGUUUCUCAAACACGUUUUCAGCAACAAUACAGACGCUGAAUUCAAAGAGGGACAAAUAUGUCUGAAGGACCAGAGGCUCAUUUGAAAUUUUGUUACAGUUUUACUUAAUUUAUUAUCAAUUUCUCUGGACAUGUGGAACGCUGAUUUUUGGGAUGUUGAAGUAGUUUGAAAUGCCAAGGCCAUGACUUAUAACCAACCUUAUUUUUAGAAAUAUUUUUUUAUAUAUGUAACUUCCAGACAAAGCAGACAAAAUGACUGAUUUGUUGAAUGGAAGGUUAAUGAUUUUGUUGUAAUGAUGGAGAUGAGGACAGCUGGCUAUUGACUCUGGAGUUGAAUGUGUGUUAUUUUGUAGCAGAUUAAAUUCCCUUCCCUUAUUAUAUUCGAUAAUCUUGUUUUAAAAGAAGUAUUCAGUAUAGUGUGGAAGACUUUUUCGGAUUUCGAGCACCAACAGAGCCAUUUGGUAACUAUCUGAUAUAUUUCCAGUCCCUCAGCAGUCUACAGGUGCUUUCUGGUCGUUCUUGAAGUACGAGUUAUGGAAAUUUAUGGUAAACCUUUGGUGGGAUGUUUACAGGAUUUUUGAGUGCCUUAAUGUGGCUCAAACCAGCUAUUUUAGAUUUAUUAGCAUCUAAGGAUAUCAUUAAAACACAAAUACUAAUUCGAUUAUUUUGUCAUUUCUAUACCCAAAAAUAAUGUAUGGCAGUAACCAUCAAAGGGAUAGUUUACCCUAAAAAGUAUAAUUUGGCCAUGUAGUCAUCUUCAUGGUGCUCUUCAUAUAUGAUGUUAUUGUUUCUGUGAAACACGAGGAGUUAGCUGGAAGCAUAUCUAGGCUGAUUUUCCAGACAAUGACAAGGAAAUGAUGGCUUUGACUGUCUAGCAGUCUCUCUCUCUCUCUCUCUCUCUCUCUCUCUCUCUGACCAUAGGCAAUAUCUUAUAUAGACAAGUUAUAUUAUAGGUUAUAUAAUAAGUAUUUGACACAUCACAUGGAUCAUACAAAAAAAAAAAAAAAAAACUUUGACCUAGAAUGUCAAGUUAAUAUGGACACAACAUUUUACAACUUGGUAACCUGACAAAUCGUCCUUGCUAACAGUUAUUCAUAAUUUCAUUGACUGAGAGAAGGAAACUUUCCGUGAAUAAAAACGUAUAAGUUUGAUAAAUAAUAAGUUCUGGUCUGUUCCUGUGUCAGGUUGUUCUGCCAAAGUUUGACAGCUGUGGUCAACAACAGCUAAAAUACCACCUCUUGUGUUGUGGAAAAAUAACCUCAUUUUCACAUGUGGCCAACAUGAUAUUUAAAUAAUCAUUGAUAAGUUAGAGCUCUUCGAAAAUGCUCAUUCAUUUACGUUAAUAUACACCCCUCCUCACGCAUUAAAAGAAACACAAACAUCCUCCGAAGUACAUGACAGUUUCAGUUAGUUGAAUUUUCUUUUAAUCCUAUAUGAAAAAAAUGAAAGUGAAUAGAAAAAGCAUCUUACUUUAUAUUGAUAAAAAUGUUUGAGGAUUGAUCUGAUCUGACUCUGACACCUGUGUGAAACUGAAACCUGUUCAUUGUUCAGUAAGCACAGCUAGGGCUUUUUUAUGAAGACAUGAGGGAAAUGUUUUUUGAACAGCUUUUUAGCAGUUCCAUAUGUACUGUAUUUCACACCUUUAAAUGUGUGCAAUGUGAAAUAACUUGCAAUAGUUCUCUUUAAUUUGGUUUAGAUUUAUAUAAAGUGCAAAACAUCCCUUUUAAUCUAUUUGUGAUGUACCAUCUUUCAGUAACAGUAACAGCAGCCUUUGAGUUACAGCAAUUUUCAUAUUUCCAGGGAUCCUUCCAGGAUAUUUCUUAUACAGUGGUAACUAUGUCAUUUAAUCAUUACUGUAUUUGGUGAUAAAAUGAAAGUGACCUUUUUAAGAACAGGUGUCAUGUUGCUUUAUUAUGUGCUGGUCUCUGUUUGGGUUGUUGUACCACUGUACUCAAGAGACUUUUGGACCUCCAGUUACUUCUGUGUUGAAUUUGAAUGUCAAAUUUAAAAAGUCCGGUUUAUUGCAUCUGUCCUCGUGUAUGAGACAGUAUUAAAUGCUGCUUUCUGCACCCCAUGGGAGGAUAAAUCAAUGCUGAAUGCAA